UGGCAUAUGCAGCGUUUACCAACACUUGCCAAGUGCAUAGGAAACAAAAACAAAGCGCUGACAUUGAAAAAAAGCGAUAAUUUAACAAUAAUUGGGUGCAAUUUAAAGCGGAGAGUGAGAGAGAAAUUAGAGCGAGCGAGAGAGCGAUAGUGUGAAUGGGGAAAAAUCAAUUAUCCGUUUGCAAUGGAGCAGCGUGCGAAUUUCCUGGCACUCACCCUACUGGACGCCCUGGAAGAUGAGAACGAGGCGGACAUCUUGUCGAUGCUCGACAGGAAUGUGAUAAAUGCUGGAAUUGUGCCCUGCGACCGUGGCCUGGCACCGCUGCACUAUGUGUGCGGCAUGCGAAACGAGCAGCUGGCCCGCCGCAUACUCGAAAAGUUCCUGGAGAGCCCCGACUUGGAUGUGAACGCCUUGUGCGAUGGACAGACAACGGCCCUGCAUAUAGCCAGCAUCUAUGGGCGAGUGGAACUGGUGCGAAUGCUGCUGCAGCGUGGGGCACGCGCCGAUCUGCCCGAUGAUGAGAACAAGCUGCCGGUGCACUAUGCCAUCGAAGAGUGCCACUUCGAGGUGCUGCAGCUGCUGCGGGAUCACAUCUUUCGCGAGAAGCACAAGCAGAAGAACCUGAGGCUGCCGCAACAUCAGGCCGUGGCCAGCCCCACGCCCAAUCAGAUCCUUAAGUACAACUAUGAUGUGACAUCGCCCUAUUACAUUAACAUCACCCACAGGCGCCACAAGCCGCAGCCCAAGUUUCCAGAUAUCCCGAUGGACGCCACCACGCUGCCAGACGAGCAGUCGGUGAAUCUCUUCACACUCACGGAGGCCCAUCUAACGCAGCUGCUGCAGAGCCAAUGCCAAGAGGAUCCAGACCAGCCAAAGCGACGUUCCAUCAUCGAGAGCUGGCGCGAGAAGGUGGAGCGCUCGCGGGCGCGUCAGUCGCUGAUGCACAAGUACGACAAGCAUGUGGAGGCCAUAGUGGAGGAGGCACUGGCCCAGGAGGACUUCAACUACGAGCGGCACAUGCAAAAGAAGCUGCGCGAGGAGGAUGGCCUCGCAAUGGAAAUGGAGAUGCAGCAGCAGCAAAUCGACGAUGCGGCAGCGCCCAAUCGACAGAUCUUCCAGCAGCUGGUGGAGCAGGUGUCACAGGCACAGGUGAUAGAGCCCGAGCCGGACAACAGCUUUGUCACAGCCCGGGAGGCAGAGGAGCUGCCCGGCCACUCGCCACGACCCACAGACGAAUACUUUCUGCAGAUUAAAGAGGCCUACGUCCACACGGAUGAUGAGAACGGGUUGGUCUUCUACGAGGCAAAGUUCCUGCAAAAUGAUGAAAGGCAAGCCAAGAGAUUUGCAGAGCGAGGCCCUCAGCCGGAGCAGCAGCAGCGCCAGCAACAGCUGGACAGCACAGUCAGCACGAAUCUCACACUGCCACUGGACUACGAGACGGACGCACUGCGACGAGAGCUCACCCAAUUGGGUGCCUCUGUGGGUCCCAUAACCAAGACCACAAAGAGAUUGUACAUCAAACAGUUGAUCAAGUACAGAAGGAACACGGAUGCCUUGCUGGCCGCCCAGAAGCAUGCCCAGGAGUCGCAAAUCCGCUAUUCGGUGGAGCUGCACAGGACGCUCCGUUCGCCAGAGGACUUUGAGCGAAUCAGCGAGUUUAUGCCACAGGAGGCGGCCUCAUCGGAGCACUUUGCCACGGCGCCUAUUGUGAAGAGAACGCUGCGGGAGGGCCAUCUGAAGCAGAGCUUCAUCUACAUGCUGAUUGAUCCGCGUAUCUCGCGCAAUCUACCCGGCGAGAGCACCUUUCUGGAUAAGUUCAGCAUCUGGCAGCGAUUCCUCGACUCCAUCUUCUAUGUGGGCAAGGGAAAAUCGUCGCGGCCGUAUGCCCAUCUGUACGAUGCCAUGCGCCAGCACACGCGACUCAAUCAGAAGCGCGACAAUGGUCGGGAGCGAACAGAGAAGGCGGAACGAAAGGGCGGAUUUCGCACACUGCAGCCGGAUGUGUUUAAGUCGCCGCCGGCGCGUGAUGCCAAGCUUCUGGGCAGCAAGAAGCUCGAGCGGAUACUGGAGAUUUGGCAGAGCGAAAGCGGCGUCGUGUGCCUGCAUGUGUUCCAUAACAUAAUGCCCAUUGAUGCGUACACGAGAGAGGCCUCCAUUAUCGAUGCCAUGGGCCUGGGACACCUGACAAAUCUGAAGCGUGGCGAUUACUACGGACCCGCUCAGUCGUGGACCAUGAAACAGAGGAAACAUUUGGGCAUUGCUCUGCUCUACAAGGCGAUGCACAUCUACCUGGCCGAGGGCGAGUCCCAGUUGUCGCCCAGCGACUUAAUUUGAUUCGAUUAGAUUAAUAGGUCACUAAGCUAAGCACUAAGUAGUUAGGCAAUUGGGUACCCAGUACGUACAAAGUGCAAACAUGUUCAAAAAGAUUGAUCUCUUGUAUUUAAAUUUAAAGAAAAACUAAAACUAAUUAAAUAAGUAAUAAAAUAAAGAAAUUGGGUCAAAAGUAAAUUCAAAAGGCAGAAAU
This is a messenger RNA of Drosophila obscura, 2524 nucleotides long. Its product is annotated as ankyrin repeat and LEM domain-containing protein 1 homolog. Gene Ontology annotation, molecular function: protein binding; endonuclease activity. The record is from RefSeq and is a predicted model, not a curated record. Bases 184 to 2334 code for a protein of 716 amino acids. NCBI's taxonomy places the organism in Eukaryota, Metazoa, Arthropoda, Insecta, Diptera, Drosophilidae. The transcript has a single exon.